AUGGACUCCUCGGGCCUGCCCACCGGCGACGAUGCCGGGCCCAAAGCAGAGGCAGGGCAACGACCCGCCGCCACCGCCGAGCGGAGCAAGCUCUGGUUCGACGAGACCGUCGUCGUGCCAGACGCGUUCCGGGACCUGCUGGUGAACUACAGCCACAUCCCAGCAGCCGACGUCGACGAGCACGUCAUCCAGAUCCGCAACAAGGCCUGGGAGGUCCACCACUACCCGUGCCUGGGCCAGUUCCGCUUCCUGGAGCUGAACCUCUCGAGCCGGCCGAGCGGGGACCUCUACGCGCGCCUGCUGUCGAUAUUGAGGUCCUCGUCCUCUUCGCCCGCCUUCCUAGACGUGGGCGCCUGCCUGGGCCAGGACGUCCGCAAGCUGAUCCACGACGGGGCGCCACCCACCUCCGUGGCCACCGCCGAGCCGUCGCCUACCUUCACCCAGCUGGGCUACGAGCUCUUCCGCGACUCGCCGGCGGACGUGACUGCGGUGCAGGCGGACAUCCUCGCGCCGCUGGGCGAGGAGGGCGGCGCUUCCUCGCUGGGGCGGUUCCGUGGCCAGCUGAGGGUCGUGCAGCUGGGCAUGAUCCUGCAUUUAUUCACGUGGGAGGAGCAGCUCACCACAUUUGAGAACGCCGUCGCCCUUCUGCGCGACGAGCCCGGCGUGCUGAUCAUUGGGCAGGCUACGGGCAACCUGGAUGGGGUUGUCACGCAGACGCUCACUGUGGGCGGCGCGAACAGGGGGACAUGCAAGCACAACGUCGCGAGUUUCAAGAAGCUGAUCAAGAAUGUUGAGGCCCGGACGGGAACGCGAUGGGAUGUCAAGGCUGAGCUGGACGAGGGCUUGAGUGUCCAUGACGGGAAGAGGACCUGGGACGAUACCAAGACCAGGAGGUUGUUGUUCGAACUGGAGAGGGUGGGAUAA
Diaporthe citri is the source of this 924-nucleotide messenger RNA. RefSeq lists its product as uncharacterized. NCBI's taxonomy places the organism in Eukaryota, Fungi, Ascomycota, Sordariomycetes, Diaporthales, Diaporthaceae. The record is from RefSeq and is a predicted model, not a curated record. The transcript has 2 exons. The coding region runs from base 1 to 924 and encodes 307 amino acids.